CUUCCUCACUUUGAAAUUUACCAUUCUCCCUCCCAAUUCUUUCAGCAACAUUGUUAUGGAAGAACCAUCACCAUUACCUUUAGCAGCAGCAACACCAUUAGCAUUAGCAUCACCAGAAUCAUCAUGCGAAAGUUCAACUCCUGAAAUUUUUAUCUACGAUCAUGAUCUUGUAACCGAUUUGCAACUAAAGUGGAUAAUCGAAGCUAAUCUCCCCUGCCAUAUCGUCGACAGCGAUCACUUCACAGAAUUAAUGGAAUGCCUGCAACCACAAUACGAAAAGACAUUUAUGAAGUCAUUGUCUCGAGCAUUUGUGAAUUUAAGUUGAAAGAAAAGGUAAUGAACGUCAGUAUUGAUGAUUCAGAUGGGUUUUAUACAGCCGAUAUGAAAAGGUUCAAAAGAGAAGUAAAGCCUAUGUUUAAUGGUGUCUUUUUUCAUACAAAAUGUGCAUGUCAUAUGUUGAACUCAAUGGUGAAAUCGAUUCUUGAUUAUGUUGCUCCUGUCGUAACAAAAUUUGAAAAGUUGUGCGCUUAUGCAUUCUAUUAUCAUGCAAAAGAAUUCAGAAAAUUUCUACGUGGAAAAGGUGCGAAGUUUUCUUCUCACAUAGGACUACAUAUAGAGCAAGAUUGGAACACAACCUACGACAUGUUAGGUCGUAUGGUGAAACAAAAACCGCUACUUGUCGAGUUUUAUGCUACUUGUGGUGAUAAUGAGAGUGAUAGCGAUAAUGAUAGUGGUAUUGAUAUUGAUGAUAACGAUUGGGAAAACAUCGAAUCACUUUUGGGUAUUUUAAAAGUGUUUCGUAGUUCUACAAUACGUUUAUCAAACGCUUAUUAUCCCACUACACCUCUAGUUUUGGAAGAGAUUCUGCUACUCACUCAUAUGUUUAAAGAGUAUAAACAGAAACCCUUUUGGGAACCGGGUAUUCUUGGAAUGCAGUCGAAGUUAUUACAAUACUAUGAAACAAUGCCUGAGGUUUUCACAUGUGCAGCUGCUUUGAAUCCUAAGAUUGGACUUAAUGGUGUUGAGAAUAUUCUAGAGGAUAUUGAGGGAUACUUGGGAUUGGAUACAAGUAAUGAUUAUGCAAAGGCAAGUAUGAGAAAAUGUUACGAUGCUUUGCAUGAGAUGUUUGAUUACUAUGAAAAGAUGUGUAGAGGAAGAGGUGGUGAAAGAGACAUGAUAAUGGAAUCGGGUUCAAGAAAUAUCAUAAUGGAAUCGGUUUCGAGAAAGGAUUCAAGAAGUGUGGUGAUUUCGAAUGAGCUUGAGUUAUAUAAAAAGACGGAUUUUUUGAAUGUUAUGAGGUGUGAUGAAUAUGAGGAUUUUGAUAUCUUGGAAUGGUGGAGAAGUAAAGGGCGUUAUCAGUAUCCUAUUUUGGCUGAAAUGGCACGAGAUUUAUUAUCUGUUCAAGCGAGUACAUUAGCUUUGGAGUUUGCUUUUGGUUUGAAUGGCAGGGUUUUGGAUGAGCCGACAACGUAUAAGAUGAGUCUCCUAUCAAGCCCAAAAUGGUACGAAGUGCGCGUUUUCUUGAAGGAACAUUUUGAUGCAAGUGAUCAAGGGAAAGAAAAGGUGAAAUUGGUUGAAGAUGGUGAGGAAAGUGAAGAUUUGGAUUGGUUUUCUGAUAGCUCCGAUGAAGAAAUGAGUUGAACAAACAAGAGAAUGAUUCGGAGAUGAUGAUGAAAGUGAAGAUGUGGUUUUGUUUUGUGAUAGUUCUGAUGGAGAAGUGAAAUGAUCAAUGCGAAGAUAUUUGAUCCAGAUUUGUUGAAGAUGAUGAUGGACGUGAAGAUAAUUUGCUAGAUUACUGAUAGGUCAGAUGAAGAAAUGAAGUGAAUUAAUGCAACAACAUUUGUAACGAAUGCUUUUUGUCUUCAGAUUUGUAACGAAU
Messenger RNA from Lactuca saligna, 1879 nucleotides. The record is from the annotation of a GenBank genome assembly. NCBI's taxonomy places the organism in Eukaryota, Viridiplantae, Streptophyta, Magnoliopsida, Asterales, Asteraceae.